Messenger RNA from Sorghum bicolor (sorghum), 1637 nucleotides. RefSeq names its product AB hydrolase superfamily protein YfhM. Gene Ontology annotation, molecular function: hydrolase activity. Bases 202 to 1149 code for a protein of 315 amino acids. The record is from RefSeq and is a predicted model, not a curated record. NCBI's taxonomy places the organism in Eukaryota, Viridiplantae, Streptophyta, Magnoliopsida, Poales, Poaceae. The transcript is spliced from 5 exons.
GGUGUAGUGAUACUGAUCGAUGGAUUCUAUGGUUGCUGCCUGUCCUGUGUUUGUCCUCUUCUCGUCGGGCCCAAACGACAAGUCCAAGGCAGACAGACACGUGGCGGGCAGACUGACUGUCCAUUUCCUCUCCCUAUAAAGCUGACGAAACAUCUCGGUCGCUGGCCGGCCGGCCUCGAACUCGAAGGGCAAGCAGCAGCAAUGGCGCUGGAGAUCGAGCACACCCACCUCCCCAUCCGCGGCCUCAACCUCCACGUCGCACACGUAGGCAAAGGUGACCUGGGCACGGUGGUGUUCCUGCACGGCUUCCCGGAGAUCUGGUACUCGUGGCGCCACCAGAUGCGGGCCGUGGCCGCCGCGGGGUACCUCGCCAUCGCGCCGGACUGCCGCGGGUACGGCCUGUCCGACCAGCCGCCGGAGGACGAGGAGGCCUCCCUUGACGACCUCGUCGCCGACGUGCUCGGCAUCCUCGACGCCCUCAGCGUCCCAAAGGCGUUCCUGGUGGGCAAAGACUUCGGCGCCAUGCCGGCGUACGAGUUCGCGCUGCAGCACCCGGACCGCACCCGCGGCGUGGUGUGCCUGGGCAUCCCCUUCAGCCCGGUGCCCAUGUCCUUGGACGCCAUGCCCGAAGGCUUGUACAUCCGGCGCUGGCGCGAGCCGGGGGGCAGGGCGGAGGCCGACUUCGGCCGGUUCGACGUGAGGCGCGUGGUGCGCACCGUCUACGUGCUCUUCUCCGGCGCCGACAUCCCGAUCGCCAAGGAAGGGCAGGAGGUCAUGGACCUGGCCGACCUGUCGACGCCGCUCCCGGCGUGGUUCACCGAGGAGGACCUGGACGCCUACGCCAAGCUCUACGAGAAGUCCGGCUUCGGCUACCCGCUCAAGAUGCCGUACAGAGCUAUACACAAGAUCCCGAACCGGCUGGACGCCAAGUUCCAGGUGCCGGUGUUCAUGGUGAUGGGGGAGAAGGACUACUGCUUCAAGUUCCCGGGGUUCGAGACCGCCAUGCGCAGCGGCGUCAUGAACAACUUCAUGCCGGACCUCAAGAUCACCUACAUCCCGGAGGGGAGCCACUUCGUGCAGGAGCAGCUCCCGGAGCAGGUCAACGACCUGCUCCUCGGCUUCCUCAGUGACCAUCCCUCCGCCGCAUAAGGAGAAGGGGUGUGAGACUGUGAGAAUCGGAUGAGAGCAAGUAUAAUAACGAUUUUUAGCCGGCUGGGAGAACUCCACAUCGACACGGAAAAAGGCCACGUCGGAGAGAGAUUACGGAGCGAGCGUUUCCCAUCUCGCCCGCCUGCAGCUCAUGGUCCGAGAAAAAAUUUAUUUCUUGCAGUCGUCUCCCAGCUCGCUAUCGGCGAGAAGCCGACGCUUCGCUCUCCCGUCUCUCCCCUUCCUGAUCCCGUGCUCCACACCAUCUCUCUCGGCGCGAAAUCGAUGUGCUCUCCCGCCAAAUUGCUUCAUCGCGCGCCAGAUUGGUUUCUCUAGUUGCUUCAUCGCGCGCCAAAUUGUGAUAUGGUUCUUGAGCAAUUGGUUUCUCUAGUUGCCGUUGCCUGGAUCCAUGACCGUGUUAAUUAGCACAUACUCCAACAGGAUGUACGUUUUUUUUUGGCAAUAAAGAUGGUCUUUAAUUACAAAAGACA